This is a messenger RNA of Cylindrotheca closterium, 1467 nucleotides long. Lineage: Eukaryota; Bacillariophyta; Bacillariophyceae; Bacillariales; Bacillariaceae. The record is from the annotation of a GenBank genome assembly.
AUGCCUUCAACUACACCCGCUGACAAUAGUUUUGUCACUCCUAGCAAGACUGUUGAUUUUUCUGGUGAAAAUCCUGAGGAAACUGGCAAUACAGUUGAUGAAAAUGUUGCCGCGGCACUUCCUCCUGUGGUGCAUGAUAAAUUCACCAAACCGGAGGCGUUGCUCAUCACAAAGAUUGUCUUUAACAAGGAGAAUCCGACCAAACCGAUGUUUGACGCGCUUCAGACUUUCUUUGACCACAUUGGUGUUGAGAAACCGUCAUAUCUUGAAGGACAGGAUGUGGAUGACUUACUCAGUCAUGGAGAGGAUGCCCUCCCUGAUGGCGGCCUAAUUCGCGGCGUCAUCACUGGGCGCCUCAAGAAGUUUCUCCUCUACGCAUCUGCCCCUUCAGUGGUCAUCGAUCCCAGUCUUACCUACCACAAGAUUGUGCAAUUUUCGAUUGACCAAGCAAAAAAAAAUAUGCCUACUACUCCUAUUGAUUUGACAAAAGCAAUUGGCGAACGUCAAGGCAUGAAGUUUCGCUGUCCAGAGGUCGAACCAUUCAGUGGCGAAUCUACUGUAUAUUGGCCUUGGACAUCUAAGGAUGCAUCAAGUCAGGGUUUCUACGCAAUCGCAAAAGCUCUGAAUGAUGGUACUGCUAGCCAUAUUGCCGAUGAAGUGAAAGAAAAGAGGGGACAAACUGUGGCCUACGACCUUUACCAACAAUUACUGGAGACCUACAAAUCUCCGGAGGAUCAGGCCCAUUUUGUAAUGUAUGCAAUUGACGAGUUGACUUCCAUCAAGUUGACUCACGAAGUUACAGUUCCUGAUUUUAUUUCCAAUUGGAGGUCUAAUUCUACAAGAUUGCGGAAAAGUAAUCAAUCACUGGCAACAAGCCAUGUUUUCCUCCUCAAGGCAAUUGUCUCUGAUACAUACAGUGACAUGAGAUGUUACAUUGUGAAGUACCCGUUAGCUUCCAUUGACAAGUAUCUCAAACAAUUACGCUCCCACAGUAAAACACAAGCUCUCAUUGACGAGGACUCCCCUGUCCUAAACGACGGUGCUGUGGUGGCUCGCCGUGGAGCAACGAACAAGAGCUACAAGAAGAGGACCGGUGUCAAAUUUGAUAAGGAUUAUUCAAAAGAGUAUCCAAAAUGGCACAUUCCUCAGUUUCCAAUCGGUUGGGACAAGAGUUUUCCGAAUGGUCUCUUCAAGAGGAUGUUGACCUGGCGCGACACAUGCCACGGUACCAACUUACAACCCGGAAAAAUCGAUCGAGAGUUUGGCAUGAGACCAAAGUACAUUGGUGUCAAACGAAAAGAUCGUAGAGGAGCUACUAAAGAUGGUGAAGACGGUGACGAAGGUCCUUCUGACGCACAGCCAAACAAAAGUGGAAAACAAUGGCUGAUCCAGUCCUACUACAAGAAACUGCGGACGGAUUGUCCCGGAAAAACAUCUCAAGCCCACGUUACCAUUACAGAGUGGUGA